UCCAAAUCAAAUUGGAUGAGUGAUCCAAAUGCUCCAAUGUAUUACAAAGGUAUCUACCACAUUUUCUACCAAUACAAUCCCAAAGGUGCUGUUUGGGGAAAUAUUGUUUGGGCUCAUGCUGUCUCCAAAGAUCUUAUCAGUUGGAAGAUUUUGAAAAAACCUGCAAUUUUUCCAUCCAAGUCAUUUGACAAAUACGGUACAUGGUCCGGGUCAGGCACCAUUGGACCCGAUAACAAACCUAUAAUCUUCUACACCGGUGUCAUUGACACAAAGCAAACCCAAGUUCAAGCCUACGCGGUUCCCAAGGACCUCUCGGAUCCUUACCUGAGUACAUGGGUUAGACCCGAGAGGGGAAACCCAAUAGCAAUGGUCUCGGACGAUCUAGGCGUUAACAAGACUGCCUAUCGUGAUCCAUCGACUGCAUGGUUAGGUCGUGACGGGCAAUGGCGUAUGCUCGUGGGUUCGAGGUGGAAUAAAAAAGGGUUUGCGGUUUUAUAUAGGAGUAAGGAUUUCAAGAAAUGGGUUCAAGCCAAAAGAUUUUUUCAUUUCAAUUCUAAGUUGGGGAUGUUUGAAUGCCCUGACUUUUACCCGGUUUCUAUAAGUCAUAAAAACGGGUUGGAUAAUUCGGUUACUAACCAACCUGUGAAAUAUGUGUUCAAGGUGAGCCUUGACUUGGAAAGGUAUGAUUAUUACACACUUGGCAGUUACAACUUAAGGAAGGAUAUAUAUGUCCCGGAUAAAUCAUCCAUUGAAGGAUUUAAAGCAUUGAGAUAUGAUUAUGGAAACUUCUAUGCUUCAAAAUCAUUCUUUGAUCCGUCAAAGAACCGUAGGAUCGUGUGGGGAUGGGCUAAUGAAUCGGAUUCAAGUGCCGACGAUGUUUCAAAGGGAUGGUCUGGUAUCUAUGCAAUCCCGCGAAAGGUGUGGCUUGACAUGCCGAGUGGGAAACAAUUGAUGCAAUGGCCGGUCGAAGAGUUGGAGACCCUAAGAGGAAGAAAAGUGGAGAUGAGUUAUCAACACGUGAACAAGGGAGAACAUAUUGAGAUCAAAGGAGUGACAGCUGCACAAGCCGAUGUUGAGGUUAAGUUUUCAUUUUCAAGCUUGGAAAAGGCGGAUAAGUUUGAUCCAAAGUGGGAUAAAUGGGAUGCUGAAGGACUUUGUAAGCACUUAGGCAUAAACAACCAUGGAGGGAUUGGGCCAUUUGGGUUAUUGACUCUUGCUUCAUCAAAACUAGAGGAGUUCACUCCAGUCUUCUUUAGAAUCUUCAAAACUCAUGGCAAUAAGCAUAAGGUCCUCAUGUGCUCUGAUGCUAGAAGUUCGUCAUUGAGACAAGGAGAUGAAUUGUACAAACCAGCAUUUGGAGGGUUUGUCAAUGUUGACAUGAUCAAUAAUGAGAUUUCUCUUAGGAGUUUGAUUGACAACUCGAUGAUAGAAAGUUUUGGAGCUGGAGGAAGAACAUGCAUUGUAUCUAGGGUCUAUCCAACUCUUGCUGUGAAGAGAAAUGCCCACUUGUAUGUAUUCAACUAUGGAUCUGAGCCUCUCAUCAUCAAGUCUUUGAAUGCUUGGAGCAUGAAAGCUGCCAAACCGAUGAUGUAA
Molecule: messenger RNA, 1593 nt
Organism: Impatiens glandulifera
Lineage: Eukaryota; Viridiplantae; Streptophyta; Magnoliopsida; Ericales; Balsaminaceae
Product: beta-fructofuranosidase, insoluble isoenzyme 1-like
Exons: 6
Coding region: 16-1593 (525 amino acids)
Biological process (GO): carbohydrate metabolic process
Molecular function (GO): hydrolase activity, hydrolyzing O-glycosyl compounds
Source: RefSeq, a predicted model, not a curated record